AACACUUUAACGACCAAACAAAAAUUAGGCUAUUUUGAAACAACUUUCCCUGUAAAUCAGCUACUAUUGUGGUUUAUCCCUAACAGAGAUUAUUCAUCCUCCCUUUACCUUGUUCUGUUACCCAGGUUAUGCAAUAUGAGCCAUUAGGGAUUUAGCUGAUUUUAUUGAAAUUUGAUUAAUUAUUUUGGGGAAAAAUGAAUUCAAAGAGCAAUGAAAGUAAUGAAAAUAUUCCAGAGAUCGGAAAGACUGUUGAAGAAUCAAAUGCCACCCAGAAACGUUCCCUUUCUGAUGCAAAUGAUGUGGGAAAAUUGAGUUCAAAAAGCAUGAUGUUUAGGGCUGAUAUGGUUGAUUUAAAGAACUUUGAUAUUCAUAUACAUAGACAUUUCAGUCGGGUUUUGUCUCGAGAUGUUAAGGAGGAAUGGGAAAUAGACUCAGCGAAACUCGAAUUGAAGUAUAAUAUUGCCAAUGGAACUUAUGGAUCUGUUUACAAGGCUAUUUAUGAUGGAAGAGAGGUUGCAGCUAAAGUUUUAAACUGGGGUGAAGACGGUAUGGCCACUGCUGCUGAAAUAGAGAAUCUACGAAACGCAUUGCGAAAGGAAGUUGUUGUUUGGAAUAAACUUGAUCAUCCGAAUGUUACAAAGUUUAUUGGAGCUUCAAUGGGAUUUUCAAAUUUCAAAAUCCCUUCUGCUAGCUUAGGUGGUGAGGUCGACAAUUCGCCCCCUCCUCGGACAUGUUGCGUUGUCGUCGAGUAUCUUGCCGGAGGAACAUUAAAACAUUAUUUAAUCAAACAUACUAGAAGGAAACUUCCUAUGAAAGUUGUUAUCGAACUUGCUUUGGACCUUUCGAGAGGGUUAAGUUACCUUCACUCGAAAAAAAUAGUACACCGUGAUGUUAAAACCGAAAAUAUGUUGUUAGAUACUAGUAGGAGAUUAAAGAUUGCUGAUUUUGGUGUUGCUCGAGUCGAGGCACAAAAUCCGUGUGAUAUGACCGGUGAAACGGGUACGCUUGGAUAUAUGGCCCCAGAGGUGCUUGAUGGCAAGCCUUAUAAUAGGAAGUGUGAUGUCUAUAGUUUUGGGAUCUGCUUGUGGGAAAUUUAUUGUUGUGACAUGCCUUAUGCUAAUUUGAGUUUUGCCGAUGUGUCUUCUUCGGUGGUUCGAUUGAACUUGCGUCCAGAAAUACCGGGAUGUUGUCCAGCACCAUUAGCGAACAUUAUGCGCAAAUGUUGGGAUGCUAACCCAUAUAGACGCCCCGAAAUGGAGGAGGUCGUGAAACAAUUAGAAACCAUCGAUACAAGCAAAGGUGAUAUGGUUUCGGAGGAUCGAGUUCAAAGUUGCUUUUGCUUUAGUUUUGGCCGUGGCCCAUAAUGUUUGUUAUAUUUUUCUUUUUUUCUAUACAUACAAUUAGGAGUCGGUUUUAACUAUUUUAACAAUUUUCUAAUAUAUGUUGUUAUUGGUUCAUUGUUAUGAGAGAAUUGCCUCUUGUGGCUUAAAAUAAUCUUUUUUUGUUGCUUAAAAUGUACAUAAUAUAUAACAAACUCUGUACACAUUUUGAAUUGAACUAGGCUAGGAAUAUCUACUUAAGUGUGUUAUAAUUGACAUCCUUCUCUUUUUAUGCAAAUGUUGCCAUUUGUU
Amaranthus tricolor (Joseph's coat) is the source of this 1631-nucleotide messenger RNA. Its product is annotated as serine/threonine-protein kinase STY13. Gene Ontology annotation, molecular function: ATP binding; protein kinase activity. The record is from RefSeq and is a predicted model, not a curated record. Gene Ontology annotation, cellular component: plasma membrane. The coding region runs from base 195 to 1364 and encodes 389 amino acids. The transcript has 7 exons. Gene Ontology annotation, biological process: protein phosphorylation. Lineage: Eukaryota; Viridiplantae; Streptophyta; Magnoliopsida; Caryophyllales; Amaranthaceae.